Molecule: messenger RNA, 911 nt
Organism: Thalassophryne amazonica
Lineage: Eukaryota; Metazoa; Chordata; Actinopteri; Batrachoidiformes; Batrachoididae
Product: H-2 class II histocompatibility antigen, A-U alpha chain-like
Exons: 4
Coding region: 43-795 (250 amino acids)
Biological process (GO): immune response; positive regulation of T cell activation; antigen processing and presentation of exogenous peptide antigen via MHC class II
Cellular component (GO): MHC class II protein complex; membrane
Molecular function (GO): MHC class II protein complex binding
Source: RefSeq, a predicted model, not a curated record
GACUGGCUUAAAGUUAGAUUGUUGAACUGCAAGUCUACAGUGAUGAUGAUCUGCUCGGGCUUCAAGAACUUUGCGUUCACAGUGCUGCUGCUGAAGACCUGUUACGCGUUUUCAAAAUUUCGUCAUGAAGCUUCCUAUACUCUCAGCUGCUUCUUCAAUGAAACAGCUCAGGUACAGUUUAGUCUUGAUGGUGACGAGUAUUUUUACAUUGAUUCACAAAAAGAAGAGAUUGUCUUCAUUGUGCCAGACUUUAUCACUCACGAUCCAACUUUACUGUUAACGGGUCAUCGUAUUCUAAGAACUGCAAAAUACCAAAGCAAGUACUGCAAAGCAGUUAUGGAACUUAUAGCAAAAGAAGAAGAACAUCCACUGCCAGAGAAAGACCCUCCUGAGACGAUCGUCUACCCUGAAGAAGAGGUUGAGCUGGGAGUUGAAAACAGGCUCAUUUGUUUUGUGAAUCACUUUUACCCACCUUCCAUCAAAGUCAGCUGGACGAAAAAUGGUCAUCUGGUGUCAGACGGGGUGUCCAUUGGUCAAUACCAUCCAAAUAACGACCAAACCUUCCACCAGACUUCAACCUUGACAUUCACACCAAGAGAUGGUGAUGUUUAUGGCUGCAAAGUGGAACACACAGCCCUGGACAGUCCGAAAACAAAGAUCUGGGAAUGUAAUUUGAGUCGUGCCAGUCCUGAAGUUGGACCUGAUGUAUUCUGUGGAGUUGGCUUGCUUCUGGGCUUGCUGGGGAUCUCAGCCGGAACAUUUUUAUUUGUCAAGGCACAACAUCAGCAGAAAUAAUUAACCACGUGUGUACAGUCAGCAGCAGGGGCGUCAGACUGGGGGGUAAAGGGUACUAUGUACCCAGGGCCCAGAGCAUGGGGGGGCCCACAAAAAACUGGCAUUAAAUACAUUUU